Molecule: messenger RNA, 2760 nt
Organism: Perca fluviatilis (European perch)
Lineage: Eukaryota; Metazoa; Chordata; Actinopteri; Perciformes; Percidae
Product: gastrula zinc finger protein XlCGF57.1-like
Exons: 4
Coding region: 66-1607 (513 amino acids)
Biological process (GO): regulation of transcription by RNA polymerase II
Molecular function (GO): RNA polymerase II cis-regulatory region sequence-specific DNA binding; DNA-binding transcription factor activity
Source: RefSeq, a predicted model, not a curated record
UUGAACAAAAUGGCGCCUAGCAGAAAGGUGUGUUAGCCAUAUGUCAAUGGUGUUAGCUUAUAUAUAUGUCAAUAUGUGUUAGCAGAGUCUCUUUGUUGUGUAGAGAAAGAGCUAAAAUGUGUAAAGUCCAGAUGCUGAGAGCGUUGGUGGAGCAGCGACUAACUGCGGCUGCUGAAGAGAUAUUUGGGUUGUUUGAAAGAACGAUAGCAGAGUACGAGGAGGAACUUUGUCGUUCAAAAGAGGAGAACGAGCGACAACGGGAGCAACUGGACGCUGUUUUCAACCCUCAGCUUCGGUUACACAGAGCAGAUGUUGAGCAGCUGUUGGUGGUUAAAGAAGAGGUUCCCCCUGAGCAGCAGGAGUGUAGCUCCAGCGUGGACCAGCAGGAGCCAGAGCCCCCCCCACCCAUUAAAGAGGAACAGGAGAAACUGUGGAGCAGUCAGGAGGGAGAGAAGCUUCAAGGGCUGGAGGAGGCUGAUAUCACCAAGUUCCCAUUCACUCCUGUCCCUGUGAAGAGUGAAGAUGAUGAAGAGGAAGCUCAGUCCUCACAGCUUCAUCCAAGACAAACUCAACACAUGGAAACAGAAGCUGAUGGAGAGGACUGUGGAGGACCAGAACCAGCCAGGAACUCACAUCCACUUUUACAACCAGAGACUGAAGACCAGACUGGAGAUCCUUCUGAACCUGAGACUGAUAACAGUGCUGAUUGGAAGGAGACCAGAGAACCUCAGUCAGCUUUAAACUCUCUGAAACAUGAUUCAAGAUGUAAGAAAACAUUCAGCUGCUCUGAGUGUGGGAAAAUAUGUGGCUUCAAGUCACAUCUGAAGAGACACAUGAUAACUCACACAGGAGAAAAACCUUUCAGCUGCUCUGAGUGUCAGAGGAAAUUUGGCCGCAAGUCAGAUCUGGAAGAUCACAUGCUUACUCACACAGGAGAAAAACCUUUCAUUUGCAGUGUUUGUAAUAAAGCUUUUACACAGAGAGGAAGUUUACAGAAACACAUGAGAAUCCACACAGGAGAAAAACCUUUUAGAUGCUCAAUUUGUAAUAAAUCUUUUAAACAGAGUGGGCAUUUACGGACACACAUGGUAACUCACACAGGAGAGAAGGCUUUUAGCUGCUCAGUUUGUAAUACAUCUUUUACAUUGAGAGGAUCUUUACAGAAACACAUGAGAAUCCACACAGGAGAAAAACCUUUUAGCUGCUCUGAGUGUGGUAGAGCUUUCACUGAUAGUGGAACCCUGAAGACCCACAUGAGAACUCACACAGGAGAAAAACCUUUCAGCUGCUCAGUUUGUAAUAAAUCUUUUACACGGAGUGGAGAUGUACAGAAGCACAUGAGAACUCACACAGGAGAAAAACCUUUCAGUUGCUCAGUUUGUAAGAAAUCUUUUACACAGAGAGCAAUUGUACGGUCACACAUGGCAGUCCACACAGGAGAGAAAAGAUUCAGCUGCAGUGUUUGUAACAAAAGAUUUGCCUGGCGUUCUGUUCUCAAAAUACAUAAAUGUGUUGGUCAGAUAGAAACAGAAGUUGAUGGACAGGACUGUGGAGGACCAGAACCAGCCAGGAACUCACAUCCACAUCCACUUUUACAACCAGACUGAAGACCAGACUGGAGACUCUUCUGAACCUGAGGGUGGUGACAUGGAAUAACGUUUGUGCCUUUUAAGUCCAAGCAAAACAUCUCAAGUAUCAAACAAAAAUCUUCAUGUAUCAUCAUCUAGAUAGAAGACAUUAUAUUGUGUGGUAGGAAAAAGUACACUCUUUAUUUAAAUGUUGUUAUUAGAUAUUGUUUUGUCUUGUAAUGUCUGUCAUUAUAAUCGAGAAAUCAGACAAUUGUAAACACCAGAUAUUUUAUAGGGCCUACACAUAUAUUCACUUCUUUCUAAGUAACGUAUGUUUAGCACGAUUCACUAUUAAUCGUGUAUCAAUAUGGGAGUUUAUUCAAUACACAUUGGGUUCAUGUUUUAAUUUUGUGUAUCAUAAUUAAGCACAAUUUAGGCCCAGCAGUCUCUGAGAGGAGACUUUUCUCUCUGUGUCGGGGAGACAGGAAGUACAGGUUGAAAGCUAUCUUUAGUUUAAACAAGGAAGAUAUGAGGGAGGUAGCAUAGGGAAGUUAGCCUAGCAAGGUGUUUCCUGUCAGAGAGCGGAGGAGUUUUCUCGUUGAAGCAAAUCUGAGAUGGACAUAUUAUGAUCUGUAUAAAACUAUAAACUCACUUGUGCAUUGCUAUGUUCCAAGGUAAUAUGAUCAGUGACACCAAAAUGAUUAAGGUCUUUUGACAUUUAUAAUGUCUCCUCUGCCACUAAUUAGACCAUGGUAAAGCUAAAAAAGUAAAGAAAUAUUAUCCUUUGAUGUGACCGAUGUGGUACACUAGGAAAUGCUGAGUACCCUCCAGGAUGAAAUAAAGUGAAAUCAUUUGAAGUAAACCAUCUGUGAGAACUAGCAUGUACGUUAGUAGUUGUUGUCUGGGUCACAGCGACCUAGGUGUACUUAAGAAAAGGAAGAUGAGAGGACUGUUAGAAGUAAAAAUAUCACCAGUUCAGGUCCAUCUAAAGAUGUAACGAACAUAAAGUGGCUGUGGGCGUGAAUGUUUCCAACUGACACCACCCUAAACACUGAAUAAGAAGAGAGUCAUGUGGAACUUAGAUUCAGUUGUCUAUUCGACUGACUAUCGCCGGUGUUCAGUUGAUGUGUCUGAGGCAGCUCGGUUUGUUUGUUAUAAUGUAACAAAUAAAUCUGCAUGGAGUGAAUAUCAA